Messenger RNA from Aedes aegypti (yellow fever mosquito), 1890 nucleotides. RefSeq names its product tectonic. Gene Ontology annotation, cellular component: ciliary transition zone. Lineage: Eukaryota; Metazoa; Arthropoda; Insecta; Diptera; Culicidae. The record is from RefSeq and is a predicted model, not a curated record. Bases 1 to 1890 code for a protein of 629 amino acids. The transcript has 5 exons. Gene Ontology annotation, biological process: cilium assembly.
AUGCAAAAAUUUGUUAAAAUUGAUGUGUCCAAAAUCAAUCAGAAGCCAAAUAAUGAUACGACGACUAUUACUCCUGGUAAUGACACCGUUUUAGGAACAACCAUUAGUACAUCAACAGCACAAACCACACUUGCGGUAACCAAAAAAGAGGAAAAUGCAACUACAGCACCGACAACGACAUCAACAACUAGUCCGCCAACAUCCACUACGGAAAUAGCUCCGUUUGAGCAGCCAAAAGAAGGACGUCUCACGAAGAAGGUUCCCUCCGGCUACUACUGUAAAUGUGACCUCAAGAUCAAUAUCUGUGAUGUGAACUGUUGUUGCGACAUCGAUUGCAGUGAGUCAGUUCUGAGGACUUUUGCAUGUGACGAGGAAGAGUUGGAUAUCGAAGAAUACCAUCACCAGGAGGGGCUGCAGUCGUGCGAGGUCCAGGGAGGAUUGUUUUGCUUGGUUGGCGAAAGGCGAGAUACCACGCGUGGAACGUUUUAUGACUCGAGACUUAAAGAAAUCGCUACCAAACGGAAAUGGAUCGAUAUAUUUCCGGUUGAUACCAACUCAAAGGAUAAAAUUGCCUCUUCUUAUCGUGUGAACGAUAUCAUAAAAUUCUACAACGAGACCAGUGAACAUGUCGAACCAUUCAAUCUUCCCCGAUCUCUCACCAACUCGGAAUGCCAGAUUUUGCAACCAAUCCGCUUUCUUCAGGACCAAACCACCGAGUGUCUGCGUACCUCAUUAGAUGAGCUAGAAAGCUUCACAACCACUUUGAUGGAGCAGCAAUCUCAUCUACGCUAUCUCAGACUGCCCAAAGCGGAAAUCAUGGAACACUGCUUGGACCAGGAUUGCUUCAACAGCUCCAUGCAGUUUUGUAGCUUCGCAGGGCUGAACUGCCGCUCAACUAACUCCUCCGAGAGUAACGAUGACGAUGGAGAACUUUGGUACUGUCCUCGAAUCAACUUUGAGUUCCAGCACAACUACACCCACCUGGAAGGUUUGAACAUCAAAUUCCUCUGCGGUCGAGCCGAACUUUUCGACAUGAAGGGGGACAAAAUUUGGACGCGAUUGAGCGUGAAGUUUACUCGUAAAAAUGAGGAAAAGUUUUCCCGAAGCGUUAGCGGUAAUCUGGGUUACCUCAAGGGAAAACCGUUGAUUGUAUCGAACCUACUAAUUCCCGAGAACGACACGAUGGAAGACAUACGCACCAAGAAGUACAUGUUAAGCUACUUCACCAAUGGCACCAGACUGCCCGACGACACUUUCCGCUUAAAAUUACCUAAAAGCAAACGAAAUCAAUGCGUGCUAGAAGACCAACCCACGAUUCUUUUCGGAGAGGACUCGUGGAACAAGUGUAACUUUUCGCCUCAGCUGAACGUGACUCAAGACUCCAACUUCACAGAAGUCUGCAAAAUUCUUCAAAAGGGGAUAGACGAUAUCCUUCUGCAUGGCAUUCGCCUGAAAUUCCCAGGAACGAACUUGGACGAAGUGAAUUGGUUCGCCUCCAUGUACGGCAAUCCGGUCAACCGCAGCUCGGAUUGGAUCCAGUUUCGAACGGUGAACGUCUUGAACGAAGAUGUGACUGGAAGUGUUUCCCCAGAAAAAUCGAACUUCAAAUGCAACAACAUGGUCAUCAACGUACGAUAUCAGUUCUUCCACGCGCAAACAACGGUACGCAAUGUACCUCGGCAGCACGUGCUGCGGGAAGCGGAGAUUGUGUUCGGACCGCGGGUCAAUUUGCAGUUCGCGUUGGAGGAGGACAUUCGAGUGCCGGUGUUCGUGCAGGCACUUGUGGUUUCGACGGUCUUGGUGGAUACCGUCACUGGCCGGGUUCACGUGGUCGCCGAUAUUGACCUCAUCACGAGGCACUUCAACGUCCGGGGUUUCACUCGCGGGUAA